AUGCUGAGCCAAGAUGCGUGGGAGUCAUUGAUCUGCUUUAUUUGCAGCAGCAACAACAACAUUUCCAGGAUAUCGCAAAUGGUCCAUAAGCUAUGCAUACACUACGGUCCCCUUAUUGGUCAUAUUGGAGAAGAAGCUUUCCAUGACUUCCCUCCACCGGAGGCGCUGACGGGAAGUUCAGUAGAGGCGCACCUACGAGAGCUCGGUUUCGGCUAUAGGGCUAAAUACAUUGCGCAGACGGCAUCGCUCGUUGUGAACGAACGACCAAAAGGGUGGUUUGAAAGUCUAACAAACCCGGAGAACCCCUGCUACAGGAAGACUCCCGAGGGCGCCAAACUGCCUCACUGCACGUACAAAGAAGCCCAUGAGCAGCUUCUUCAGUUGGCUGGUGUCGGGCCCAAGGUGGCUGAUUGCGUGUGCCUGAUGGGUCUGGGCUGGGGCGAGGCCGUGCCGGUAGAUACACACGUCUGGCAGAUUGCUCAACGAGAUUACAAAUUUGGCAAAGUCAAGACUAAGACGUUCAAUAAGGCAACAUAUGACGCCGUGGGAGGCCACUUUAGGAACCUUUGGGGUCCAUAUGCUGGAUGGGCUCACUCGGUGCUGUUUACGGCAGACCUGAAAACAUUCUCCGAGCGUACAAUCAAGAAAGAGGAGGACACAACUACGACGCACAAAAAGGAGGUCAAGAUAGAUGAGGACAUGCCAAUUCAUGGCAGGAAACGGAAGGUUGUUAAGGCAACUAUAAAAGUGGAGGUUCAGGAUGAAGUGCCCGAGGUAGCGGCUAAGGAGCCGUCCCCAAAACGGCGCAGAACAAGAUCGCAGGUGCAAAAGAGGACAUGA
This is a messenger RNA of Colletotrichum truncatum, 840 nucleotides long. RefSeq names its product n-glycosylase dna lyase. Gene Ontology annotation, cellular component: nucleus. Gene Ontology annotation, biological process: nucleotide-excision repair; base-excision repair, AP site formation; base-excision repair. The record is from RefSeq and is a predicted model, not a curated record. Gene Ontology annotation, molecular function: damaged DNA binding; 8-oxo-7,8-dihydroguanine DNA N-glycosylase activity. NCBI's taxonomy places the organism in Eukaryota, Fungi, Ascomycota, Sordariomycetes, Glomerellales, Glomerellaceae.